Molecule: messenger RNA, 769 nt
Organism: Sinocyclocheilus rhinocerous
Lineage: Eukaryota; Metazoa; Chordata; Actinopteri; Cypriniformes; Cyprinidae
Product: transcription factor HES-5-like
Exons: 2
Coding region: 50-514 (154 amino acids)
Molecular function (GO): protein dimerization activity
Source: RefSeq, a predicted model, not a curated record
UCAAAGAGACUCACAACUCUUUUUGCCACCGAAGAAAAGCAAGCUGGACAUGGCACCCCAUUCAGUUAUGCUUUCGUCUUUUGACCAUCUUCACUUCAGUGACAAGGACAAAAUGAAGCUGAGGAAGCCAAUUGUUGAAAAGAUGCGCAGAGACCGCAUCAACAGCUGCAUCGACCAGCUCAAGAGUCUCCUGGAGAAGGAGUUUCACAGCCACGACCCCAGCGCCAAACUGGAGAAGGCCGAUAUCCUGGAAAUGACCGUCAGCUUUCUCAAACAGCAGCGGCUUCCUCAGAGGGACUAUAAUGAAGGCUACUCUCACUGCUGGAGGGAGUCUGUCCACUUCCUCACUCUUCAUUCCACCGGAGGAGGACCUGGCUGGGAGCUCCAGCAUCUCCACAACGGCCAGCAAACGAGCGCUGCUAUCGGCUCCGCUCCACCAGGACCUUCCUCUAAACUGAGCACGGCUGGUUUGCAACAGCCUGACAUCAGGAGGCCCGUCUGGAGACCCUGGUAGAGAUGCGGUGAACCGUAAACCCUGAGGGACAGUCGUAUUAACGUCUCUCAUGAAAGUAGGAGAUUCAUUUCCAAGGUGUACGUUUGUGUUGUCAUCAUAUUGAUUGACAAAAACUUAAGACAAACAUGUGUUUGUCAAUAGAAAGAGGUGGAUUUAUGUGCUUCUUGUUCUGUUUUAAUAGCUCUUAAUGUGAUUUUUACCACAUGUGAUUACUUAAAUUGUUUUUUUGUAUAUGUUUUGAUGUAUGCAUAUUUA